Molecule: messenger RNA, 6329 nt
Organism: Synchiropus splendidus (mandarinfish)
Lineage: Eukaryota; Metazoa; Chordata; Actinopteri; Syngnathiformes; Callionymidae
Gene: rarga
Product: retinoic acid receptor gamma a
Exons: 8
Coding region: 3523-4968 (481 amino acids)
Biological process (GO): cellular response to corticotropin-releasing hormone stimulus; regulation of transcription by RNA polymerase II; retinoic acid receptor signaling pathway
Cellular component (GO): nucleus; transcription regulator complex
Molecular function (GO): RNA polymerase II cis-regulatory region sequence-specific DNA binding; nuclear glucocorticoid receptor binding; nuclear receptor activity
Source: RefSeq, a predicted model, not a curated record
AGCUGUAUCACGUCACAGUGACUGUGUGUCUCAUCACCCUGCUGGCCUGGCUCUAGUUUUGUGAAGCCUGGUGCAGACGGCUUAGAUGUUCUGACCACCGUCAGUGGAGGUGGCGUUUCUUGGCAGCAGUGCCCGGGGUGCAGACACGUCUGGUGGAGAGCGCCAGAGGGACACGGGGAAUGCCGGCUCACAUGUCAGACGCCAGUGCGUUUGAGCCGCAUGGCCUGCUCCUGAGCUGCCCACACUCACCUGAAGACUGAGUGAGCGUCAAGCUCCUCCUCUCCAUCAGCAGGUCUUCUGCUGUGUGCGAUGUCAUUAUGUGCAGUAGUUUCCCAUGUGACUUUCUGUCCUCGUGUUCUCAUCCGGUGCCCCUGACAGACGCGUUACGAUGAUGGUGCUGCGCUCCGUCGCCUUCCUUACUUAUUGUUUUUGUCACAAUCCUCCCAUGAUGGCGACGCCAUCGUUGUUCUCACACUCCAAUGACAGCCAGGUCAUGUGAUCAUUUUGUGCCACGGUUCCUCAUAUGAACUUUUGCCCGUGUUGAGUUGAGUGUGGAUGGUGACUAGAGCUGUGUCUUUUGCGUAUCCCCAUACUGGAGUGGUGAUACAAUACCUUGUGUUGUAUUGCCAUAAAAGCCAUUAUUUUAAGGUGGAAACGUGAUAAUUCAGUACAAUAUCAUGUGGAUGAAAAUUGUGAUGAAGUCGAGUAAAAUCUUGCAGUUCUGCAUGUGAGAAAUGCAGCAGCAUUUAUGUAUUAUGUAUCAAGUAUUUAUGUAUUAAAUAUCAAUAUAGCCAACCUAAAAUAUCAGGACAAUAUUACACAGUCAAGUGUGGCGCUUAGGGAUGCUCCGAUCAAUCGGUCCCAGGUCAUAGUCAGCCGAUUUCAGCAUGAUGGCUGAAUGCCGAUCACGACCUGUCACUGCCGCUCACAACAGCUGGUUAGGUGUGACAGCCGGCGCUCUGACGUGUCUCUCCCUCCUCGCUGCUCACUCAGCAGCAGCAUGUCUGCUGUGGAGGUUCUUUCAAUCUGUCAUGUAAAGUUUGCAUCCUGCAGCACAAAUGGAAGUGUGCAGGGAAGUGCCUUCAAGUUAAACACGCCAUUUAAAGCGCCAGCACUUGACGAAGCACGGAGAGUUUUAUGGGCUCAUGAAAGUGAGACCGCUGGUUCCUCCGCGGCAGGCUCUUGGCGCAGCAGGCUCUUAGCUCAGCUGACGCUUGGCAGCACCCGCCGGUCCGAGCGUGACAUUCGGAGCGCUAAGCUAAUUGCACAAGAAAUAAUCCCUCAUCUCACCGAGCUGGAUGAUCAGCCUUUCUCAGGUGUCGUUUACGCAGAGACGGAAAAGGCCGCAUCCGUCGCCAUUUUGGAGUCGGGUGUAGUGUUUGUCAGCCACCUGAAUCUGAAACUUAAAAAAACUAAAACAGGAGCAGCGAGUGAGAGUCAGCUGAGCGAUGGCCAGGAGAGAUAAAAAAAGCUGAGAUCUCUCAGAAGCACCCUGGGACAUGCAGCAGUGGACAUGUGUAUGACCUGGAUGGGAGGCUUUGAUGGAUGUGGCUGUGAGGAACGCGCAUGUUCACGUGCAGAAGUAUAACUAGCGUGAGCUGGACGACGGGGCAAAGAUUUGGGGGAGAACUUGCUGGCCCAGUGGGGGUUCCUUCUAGAGUUCAGAGUCUCUGGCCAGGGAAGGAAACAGUCACUCCAGACCAAGUCAGAACACUCGUCUCUCGCUGAGUAACUGGAGUCAAUGUUAUCCAGACAUCACAUAUCUGAGAUUAUUAUUUGCUUUUAAAAUGCUCUUGGUGGUGCCAAACCUUUUUUGCUCUGGCUUGAAGUUGUGUUUUUCUCAGCCGCGUCUGCCCGGUUUCUCUUCUUUGUUUCGACCCUCUGUUUUUCUCGUCCCUUUUGAGACUGAAGCCGUUCUUCUGCAUCCUCUCACCAGAGUUGUGGGUGAGCGUCUUUGGCUCGUAGCGUACGUCUUGGUAUUGUGUCUCUCCCGCAGCAGUGUGGGAGCAGAACUGCCGUUGUGUGUGUGUGUGUGAGCGCAGCAUUCGGUGGCGAUGUUUUGGCUGAGGCUUGUGCACCAGGGAAUCACUGUUAUUUUCCAGGAAGUGAGUGAAACUGGCAGCAGAACAGGAAGGAGACAAAGGCUGUGAGAAGAAACUUUGAAACGUCCAGCUAACAGCGACGUCGACAAGGACGUCCGGGCAGAAACGCUUUACUGUCACUGGUGUCAGUGCGCUUCCUCUUUAUGACCCGACAGCUGGACCCAAAACUUCUCACAGUCCUCUGACAUUUCUGAGGGGUGCGUGUGACCUUGUUUACUCUACUUUGUGGGGACCUUUUACCCUCGAGGGACCGGGACCUUUUACUGGUCUCCACAGGUCCAAACCUCAAUUUCAAAAUAACUGUUGCAUUAUGAUUGAGUUUAAGUUUGGUUGGUUGAGUCCUGGUUCAGUUCAGUUUAGUUUUGGGUGGUUAGCUUUAGGGUGAAAGCAUUGUGUCAGUGAGAAACCGCACAAUGGGAUAUCGGUACAAACGUGUGUGCAUGCGUGCACGUGCAUGUGUGCGACGAGCAACUUGCCAGCAGCACAGAUUGACAGGAAGUGGUGUGUUUUUUUUUUGUCAGCCGGGUUGUACCACUGGUCCUGGUGUGACAGGGGACGACUGUGUGAGUCAACACUGGCGCCGGUGUCUGUCCUGGCUACCGGUUUCUGAACGCAUGGAGUGAACUCGUGCCUGUACACGGGUGUGAUCUCGAGUGGCAACAUGUUCCCAGCGGUUCAUGCUGGUGAAAGGCCAACUCCUGGAGUCGGAGGACGUGUGCGGAAUGAUAGCUGAAGACCUUCUCCUGGUUCAGGCAUGUGUGCCUUCCCUUCUGCUCUGAGACUGUACCAACCUGAGGAGCCAUCUCUCUUCUGGAAACCUGGCGAGCUGCAGUGCAGGGCUGUUGGCCUUCAAACCCUGAGGAGGGGCUCGUGAGUGUGGCGGAGCAGUGGCUCCCGUGUGCAGAUGCUGCAGGACAGAUCUGAAUAUGGUUACGAUUAAAGCCAGGAAUUCAUGAAAGCCAGAGAGGGGGGGUGGGGGAGGUGUGAGUGGAGACGGAGAAAUGUUUCUGCUCGUGCCUUAACUGUAGGAAGAGCAGCCCAGAGACCACUGGAGAUCAAGUUUGAUGCAUCAAUAGGACCGGCUGCUCUGGUCAGACUCCUCCCCUUCUGCCCCACUACCCCCUCCCCACCUCUCCUCCCCCGAUCUGAACGUCACACCGAGGCAGUUGGUUCACUCCAGCGUAGCUCAGCGAGAGAGGCUGUUCCAGCAGACGGCAGGAGGGGGGUUUCGGAGGGCUGCUCACGCUUGGAUCAGGCCGGCAGGAAGAAAUCUGCAUUCCAGCUGAGCAGGAGAGGAGGUGGGCGAGUGACAGCCUGAGCUCGGGGUGGAGGGAGAGGACAGAGCAGCCGAGCUUCAGACGUCGACGCAGGAAGGCUGACAACUGCUGCAGAGUCACGCUGAGGAAGGGGGGGGGGCACCAUGUUUGACUGCAUGGAGGCGCUGGGUAUGGGCCCCCGCCAGCUCUAUGAUGUCAGCAGCCGGGGCGCAUGCAUGCUGCGGAAGGCAAGCCCCUUCUUUGCAGGCCUGGACUCCUUCGCCUGGACGGGCAGCGGCAGCCUUCAGUCGGUGGAGACCCAAAGCACCAGCUCGGAGGAGAUGGUCCCCAGCUCACCGUCCCCCCCGCCCCCUCCCCGGGUCUACAAGCCCUGCUUCGUGUGCCAGGACAAGUCCUCAGGGUACCACUACGGGGUCAGCUCCUGCGAGGGCUGCAAGGGUUUCUUCCGCCGCAGCAUCCAGAAGAACAUGGUCUACACCUGUCACCGCGACAAGAACUGCCAGAUCAACAAAGUCACGCGCAACCGCUGCCAGUACUGCCGACUGCAGAAGUGCUUUGAGGUGGGGAUGUCCAAGGAAGCUGUGAGGAACGAUCGCAACAAGAAGAAGAAGGACGUGAAGGAGGAGGCCGUCCUGCCGGAGAGCUACGAGCUGAGCGGCGAGCUGGAGGAGCUGGUCAGCAAAGUCAGCAGAGCUCACCAGGAGACCUUCCCCUCACUGUGCCAGCUGGGCAAGUACACCACUAACUCCAGCUCCGACCACCGGGUCCAGCUGGACCUGGGUCUGUGGGACAAGUUCAGCGAGCUCUCCACCAAGUGCAUCAUCAAGAUCGUGGAGUUUGCCAAGCGGCUGCCGGGAUUCACCACGCUGAGCAUGGCCGACCAGAUCACCCUGCUCAAGUCUGCCUGCCUGGACAUCCUGAUGCUGAGGAUCUGCACGCGCUACACGCCGGAGCAAGACACCAUGACCUUUUCGGAUGGUUUGACCUUGAACCGCACGCAGAUGCACAAUGCUGGCUUUGGGCCGUUGACGGACCUCGUGUUCGCUUUUGCCGGCCAGCUGCUCCCGCUGGACAUGGACGACACUGAGACGGGUCUGCUGAGCGCCAUCUGUCUCAUCUGUGGAGACCGCAUGGACCUGGAGGAACCUCAGAAGGUGGAUAAGCUGCAGGAGCCUCUCCUGGAGGCUCUGAAGAUCUACGCUCGCCGCCGGCGCCCCGACAAGCCUCACAUGUUCCCCCGCAUGCUGAUGAAGAUCACCGACCUCCGAGGGAUCAGCACCAAAGGAGCGGAACGAGCCAUCACGCUGAAGAUGGAGAUCCCCGGUCCGAUGCCACCGCUCAUCAGGGAGAUGCUGGAGAACCCGGAAGCCUUCGAGGAGCAGACGGAGCGCAGUGACACCCCGCCACCCGCCCCUCUCCCCAUCAAGCAGGAGGUCAAGGACGAGGAGGAGAGCUGGGCGGUGGAGAACGGGGGCGAGCCAUCGCUGGAAGAAGAGGAGGAGGAGGACGAGGAAGACGAGGAGGAAGGCGGCGAGGAGAGCGAAGGGGAGUCCUGGGGCCACCUGGGGUGUCCGAAGACGACCCACUGAUCUGGACCUUCUCAGCGGAGCCGUAGCCUUACAGACUCGGUGGUCCAGGAUCCAGCAGGGGGCGCUGAGAGAAGCACACAAGUCCAGACGUCCAGGUGCGGCAGGGUGUCCUGGUCCGUCUCCAGCAGCAGGCGGGAGAGAGACGGCGCCUCACCCCUCCUCCUCCUCCCAGCCAUCGCCUCUCUCCUCUCCACAUCUGACUUGACCCCAGAAGACUUGUCUUCCUUGUACUUGGAGCCUCUUCGGGCCCGUGGAUCGAUAAUCAGUCUGUAGCUCUGGAGCAGCGGCUGGUCAGGUUCUUUCUAUUCUAGUGUGGCCAGCAGAGGGCGCCCAAACCGUGCCAAAGUUCUAAUUUGGUGACACCCCCCCCCCUCCUCGUCCUGUGCUCGGGCAGACUGGGACCACACGUGUAGCACUUUCAGGGUUUUCUCAGUUGAUUGAUCAGUGAGGACUUUACAUAUCAGGAGCCUUCCACUGGUGAGUGUUUGCUCCUCAGUCGCACUGGCCUGCUCCCUCCUGUUGGAGGCAUCGUGGGGACCGAACCGGAGUCAGGUCUCCACCUCCUGACCGACGGAGACAAGCAGAUUCAGACUCAGGGCUUUUUUCAGUGAGGGGACCAAACCGGAGCUGCUCGCUGCAAGAGAGGAUUUCACUUCAAUCCCAUUUCAGAUGUGACUGAACAGCAGCAGGGAAGCGAGCGGGACCCGAACCUUCAUCUUCAUCUUCAUGACCUUGGUUAAGUCCAUGUUGCCAAAAUGUUUCUGGAUCAAGAGCUGGAAUGAAAACAUGUACAAGCAAUAGGAUCUGUGUGUGUGUGUGUGAAGCAGGUUUAUCCUGACUCGUGGGGACCAAUUCUUGACAGAACACUUGUGAAGACCUUAUGCCUUUGUGGGGACCACAAAUCCAAGCCUCGAUUUAAGGGUGAAAACCUCAGAAUACCUUUCAGUUUCUGUUUGUCCUGGUCAAGGUGAUGUGUUUUGGGUGGUUAGGUUCAUGAGAAAGGGUUAUGCCAACGAGAGGUCCCCACUAGGACGUGUGUGUGCGUGCGUGCGUGCGUGCAGCCCGAUGGAAUGUCCUCGUCAUGGUGCUGUCACUCAAGUGGUGUGAUGAUGUCAUCGUCUGCAGGUGACGAACAUUGAGAUUAUGUUUUUUGCCAACUGUUUAUUUGUAUACAAAGAGAAGCCAUAUAAACAGAAGAGGCACAAUAAAGUCCUUUUGUCAGAUUGUUUUCAUCCCUGGUCCAGCUCGCUGAUGUCACAUCACCCCGCUCUCGGGACCGACCAAUCACAGCAGAGAGUCAGCGCGCUGACGCUCCGCCUCAGUCUGUCUCCAGCAGGAAGUGAAUGGCGUCCGCCGGCAGU